Messenger RNA from Vicia villosa (hairy vetch), 1113 nucleotides. RefSeq lists its product as uncharacterized. The transcript has a single exon. The coding region runs from base 1 to 1113 and encodes 370 amino acids. Lineage: Eukaryota; Viridiplantae; Streptophyta; Magnoliopsida; Fabales; Fabaceae. The record is from RefSeq and is a predicted model, not a curated record.
AUGAAGGAGUUCUCAGAUUUACUUGGUAUACCCGUCCCUGACCAGUUGCCCUUCACCGGUUUGGAGGAUACUCCAAAACCCGAGACUAUUGCUGAUGCGUUGCACCUGAAGAGAUCAGAAAUUACUUCUAAUUGGGAAACAAAAAAUGGGGUUGAAGGUUUCUUGGCCAAGUUUUUAUUUGGGAAGGCUCAAUUAUUCUUGAAAGCUAUGAGUUACCAUGCUUUUGAAGAUAUACUGGCCUUAUUAAUAUACAGUUUGGUGUUGUUUCCUAAUCCCGAUCAGUUCAUAGACGUGCACGUCAUUAAGAUAUUUCUGAAUCGCAAUUCGGUGCCUACUUUACUCGAAGAUAUUUUACACUCGCUCCACACCCGUACCAUGAAGAAGCGAGGAACCCUCAUGUGUUGUACGCCUCUACUAGCCAGGUGGUUUAUUUUGCACCUUCCUCGUUCAGUGUUAAGAAAUGAUCAAAAGAUGAAAUGGUCGCGAAGGAUUAUGUCACUUUCUCAUUCAGAUAUCUGUUGGCACGUCAUAUCUCAGGAGUACGUCACUAUUAUUGACCAUUGUGGGAAAUUCCCUAAUGUGCCAAUCCUUGGAAUUAGAGGGGGAAUCACCUACAAUCCUUCAUUAGCUCUACGUCAAUUUGGGUAUGCUUGCAGGGAUGGUCCUCAUAACAUGAUUAUUAAAGGGGUUGUCUUCAACUACGAGGAAGAUGUUCAAAACCAGCGUCAGGAGUUCAUACGCGCUUGGAACAAAGUAUACAAGGUUGAUAGCAAGAGUUGGGGUCAAAAGAAAUUCAUUCCUUUAGAGCCUUAUCUCAGAUGGGUGCGCACUCGUGCUCAACGUUUUGUUAUGCCAUAUCCCUAUGUCAGACCUGUGAUUGUGGAACUAGAGUACGAAGAAAAGGUCCCUCAGGUUGUUCUUCAUCUAGACAUGCCUACUGAUUUAGAAGAGCUACAAAGGUCAUGGGUUCAGUUGAAGGAAGAAAGAGAUACUUUUGAGGCCCAAUUCCGUGCUAAAGAGAAGCAAGUGUUAGAGCUCACAAAGCAACUUCAUGCAGAGCAAAGCGUCAACACUUUCCUUGGGGCAAAGAGAAAGCGUCUAUGGGAAACCUGA